Molecule: messenger RNA, 747 nt
Organism: Rangifer tarandus platyrhynchus (Svalbard reindeer)
Lineage: Eukaryota; Metazoa; Chordata; Mammalia; Artiodactyla; Cervidae
Source: the annotation of a GenBank genome assembly
AUGCUCCGGCCAGUCUCAGCUCUAGGAGUAGGGUGUGGGGAGAGCCUGUCCUUCCUAUCUGGACCGCCACCCCUCCAUUCCCUGCGAACAAUACAGCGCCCACCCAACCCCCAACACGCACACACAUUCCCCAAGGCAUGCUCCGCGGGCGGGCUGGCGGCGGGUCCCCCCGCCCCAGGAAAAGAGCAAUGGAACAGUUCACGGCCGCCGCGAGUUCCUGGUCUUCCUUCCUUUCCGGUGAUAAACGGCGGGGCUACAAUCCAGUUGCUGCUCAAGAUGCUCCACCCGCGGGCUCCAGCCUCUUUCCCUCGGCCCUCCGGGGGCCCAGAUCAGGACCGGUGGCCCCUCUACCUCCGCCAGGCGCAUAAAGCCAAGCGCCCGGGCGACCAGAGGCGCGACCAGGGCUGGGGCGCGGACCCUCGGCGGGCUCCUGCUGCCUCGCUUCCUCCCUGCGUGGUCUUUUGCGCCAGGGAGGAGCUGGGUCGCCCCCUCCCUCGGCUGCGCCUGGGCGGGCAGGGAGCUGAAGGGACCGGGACGCGCGGGAGGCGCGCAGAGCUCUCCAGCAGCCCGCGCUCGCCGCGCCUGGGGAAUUGGCUGUGGGCGAGGCGGCCCGAGCUGGCCUUUAUCGCUCGCCCCGCUGGUCGCUUGAAACUUUAUCAGCGAGUCUCGCCACUCUCCGCAGACGCGAAAGGGGGGCGGGGGCGCGGCGAGGCGCCGGCGGCCGUGACGAGGCGCUCCCAGCGCUGA